AUGCCCUAUCUCGAUGAGGGUAUUGACCUCCUUUCUCACGAACUCCCUCCUCUCUGCGGAGAGGUACCUCUUGUGCUGUUGCACCGGCUUGACUGUGGGGUUGACGGCGAGCCUAUGGGUGAUGACGUCCCUACUGAGGAGCUCUUUGUAAGUCCUGAUAACGUCAAUGAUGUGGGCCCGGAGCUCGGGGGGAGCCUGGAAUUGGAGGCUGCGAAGGAGGAGAGGUGCAGUACGGCGGCGGCGGAAUUAAGGUUUGGAACGGUGGAUCGUCGGAGAGGUGAGAAGCGGCCUCUUUCAUUAUUGUCCGAUGAUGAAUCGGAGAAGAAAGAGAAAGACGACGACCCCACAACCAAGGCUUUGUUCUACUCCUCACCUCAAUCUCAGCACGACAUGUCCGCCAUGGUUUCCGCUCUUUCCCAAGUCAUAGGUUGCAAUAACACCACCACCACCACCACAUAUGCAGCGCCCGCUUCAAUCCCCUCCUUACACCACCAAUCUCCUCACCCCAAUCUUCAUCAUCAACAACAACCAGCUGGUGGCGUGAACCAAAGGAAAAGACAUUAUAGGGGAGUUAGGCAGCGGCCGUGGGGGAAAUUCGCGGCGGAAAUCCGGGACCCGAAAAAGGCGGCUAGGGUUUGGCUGGGAACCUUCGAAACAGCAGAAGCUGCAGCUUUAGCGUACGAUGAAGCAGCCCUAAGGUUCAAAGGGAACAAGGCAAAGCUGAAUUUCCCAGAAAGGGUUCAAGGCAGAACCCAGUUUGGAUAUCUAACCACCCGACAAGACUUGCCUAUUGUUUCAUCAUCAUCAUCCAAUCAUCAUCUUUACUGCUUACGCCCUCCCAAUUUCUCUUCUUCUUCUUCUCAGACCACUACUUAUCCCAACGUCGACCAUUACGCGCAGCUCCUGGGCCGCGGCGCCGGGGGCGAGUUAUUACCCAAUUUUGAGGUUUCUACUACUCACAUGUUUCAACCUCCCCCUCCGCUACCAUCAUCAUCACCAUCUAUGGGAACAACAUCGAAUCACAACAUUAUUGGUUAUAAUUACUUGUUUCCAUUCAACUUCGGGACGACUUGUUCUUCUUCCAGUACUUCUGCGCCUAAUAAUAAUGACAAUAAUGGAAAGGAUGAAUGGGACGAAGAUCUUGAUUUCAAGAAUACGAGGAAGUGAUGAUCCAAGUCGUCCCGGGAUGCUUUGCUUCAAUUCAUUCUUCCUUUUUACUCAUCCCUGUUUAAAUUGUAAGUUCUUCAGUUUCAACCUUAAACUAUAUACAUAUAUGCAUGUGUUACAUUGAAGUGCAAUGAUUUUAAAGGGUUUUUGUAUUACUUUUUGUUUCAUUACUUUAAAGUUCCCCAAUCAAGUAUGUAUGUGUGAAUAAAUUAAAAGAAUAAAAUUCUUUU
This is a messenger RNA of Ipomoea nil (Japanese morning glory), 1397 nucleotides long. Its product is annotated as ethylene-responsive transcription factor RAP2-7-like. The transcript has 3 exons. The record is from RefSeq and is a predicted model, not a curated record. Gene Ontology annotation, molecular function: DNA-binding transcription factor activity; DNA binding. Gene Ontology annotation, biological process: ethylene-activated signaling pathway; regulation of DNA-templated transcription. Lineage: Eukaryota; Viridiplantae; Streptophyta; Magnoliopsida; Solanales; Convolvulaceae. The coding region runs from base 1 to 1167 and encodes 388 amino acids.